AGCACCGGAAGUGUUCCGCCGCACGGGACGUGUCGUCAUCCGCGCGCGAGUGCGGAUUUUCCGUUUGCGGUUUUGCUUUUUCAAAAAAGGGAUUAAAAGAGGAAAAACGCUUUCCGGGGAGUUGAACAGCAGUUCGGACAGCGUGCCGGCGGGUCGAGGCAGUGACCCGACCUCGCCCUCGCCCUCACCUUCGGAGGGCAGGCACGCGGAGGCCGAGGGAACGACAGCCAGCUCCAACGUUCUCAAGAUGGGCAGCAUGGAUUCGGCGGACAACGCUCGCGGGUCCUCCUGCGGUCUCGUCAGUUCCCUGCUGCCUAGCAGCUGUCGGGGUAGUGCAGAGGCGUUUGCCCGGUGUCUUCAUCGACGGCUGACGUCUUUGAGCGGUGAGAAUGGCUCGCCCGACCGAGCCGCGGACGGGCCACGUGAGACCUCGUGGCUGCAUCCAUUGUCGUCGAGCAAUCACCAUUCGAUCGCCAAUAGUCUUACCGUCACAAAUCAGCAUUCGAUUCUUCAGCAUCAGCCGCGUCAUAGCUCGGAGUCGGAUCUCUUCUACGAGCUGGAGGAGGAAGAGGACGAGCUAGGGUCACCGGCUGAGGAAACGACCGCUGCCGAAUUGGCGAAUUUGCUGGUGAACCCAGAAAUUCUAAAGGCGAGUCAUCACGAUGCCUGCCACUGUUCGCCAAAUGGGACCAGGAUGACGCCUGGUCUCGUAGGUGUUCAUUCUGAAGGUUCCGAGUCUGGUUGCAUCUUUGCGUCACCGAUCGCCGGCACACCGCCCGACAGCGAUUCCCCGGAAAUGUUCUUCGAUCCAGAGUCUUCGGACGCUGAUAAAUCGAAGAACGAAGUCUUUUUUGAUCCGAUCAGCACUUCAGAUAGCGAGACCAACAAUUCGAAUCUUACCAAUGCUAGUUUUGUCCGCGCGAGAGUUAAGGCUGCGUUAAACGGACGCGUUAGACGGACAGAUACGAAUAUGGAACGCAGCGAGGAUACCACCUCCGAGUCGAGUUGCUCGUCGAGAAAGAACCCCGCGUCUUGCAUAAACGGCGAUCAUCAGCAGGAAGAGCAGAUCGUGUGCAGUUCGGAAGAUUCGCUCAAUGGCAGGAGCUCUAAAGAAACGACAUCGCCCAGUCAGGAAUCCCUGUGGAGCACGUUUGACGAUAGCACUGUGUCUCUCCAGGACGAAAGUCCACCUAGAAUUAUCAACCAGAAUUCUGUUGUUCCUGACAGCUGCCUGCCCAAGUCGCAUUCCGAUUCUGAGCUACCGAGCAAUGGCAAGAUGGCAAUAUCCGACAAAUUCAGAACAAACAAGCGAAACGAGGAGGUAGAGGAAGAGGAAGAGGAAGAGGAAGAGGAAGAGGAAGAGGAAGAGGAAGAAGAUAACGAAAAGGUCAAGGAUGUUGAUAAAGUUGACUUCGUCAAUGGUAUAUCGAAGAACGUGAUGUACAUUAAUGGUAGCGAACUCAAUGAUUUUGUUGACGAUGUCGAGGACUCGGUUGACAAGCCGAGAAACCGGGAAGAUUACACGGAAUCCGCAAAUGUCAUGAAGAGUACAGUGCUACAAGUGGAGAGUACGGUCACUAAUGACAGUAACCAAUCUGCUUACAGCAACGCCGUUGAUGUUCCAAAAACGUUGGAAUGCUUGAGUAGCGACGGGAUAACAAUCUCGAGGAGCGAGCUAAAGUUGCAGAUUAAAAACGAUAGCGCGUUACAUAAUUGCGAGGAAGAGAAGCUGAAUUAUUUACUGAAAAAGCUCGGCAACAAUUCUGAGAAGGAGGAUGAGGAGGAGGAUUUGUCGUCAUCGCCAGACCAGGAGACACAGAGCGAGAUUGUGGAAGAGGAAGAGGACAGGCCGCAGAGAGUUCGUAGGUGUUCUUCACUGAAGACUGGUAAAACGCCGCCAGGUACACCGCAUAGGAAGAAGAUUGUCCGUUUCGCGGACAAACUCGGCCUCGAUCUAGCCGACGUGAGGACGUUCCUGGACGAGAUACCGAAGAUACCCAAUUCCGCGUACAGCGACUUGAUCUACGAUGACAUUUUCCGACCGCAACAAGACAAUGGUAGUCCGGACACUGCCGCGGCGACCACCAGCGAUCAUCACUGGUGUGAUCGUUAUCAGGACGAUGGCAGGCGCAGAUCCAUGUCGGCGAUACCCAGAAAGAUCGAUCGGAUGUUGGUACCGUUGUUCCAGCAGCCAGGCGGCAUGGCAAACUUUCUGGAUUUGGUGCGCCAGCGGCGGGUUUGUCUCGAAAAUGUACUGGUGCAGGACCCGGUGACUUUGGCGAUUCAGGGUACGGUGCGCGUUAUCAACCUCGACUUCCACAAAUCUGUGCACAUACGAUACACCCUCAACUCCUGGCGAAACUUCAGCGAUCUACAGGCGACCUACGUAUCCAAUUCGUGCGACGGAUUCAGCGACAAGUUUACCUUUGUCCUCUAUUGCCACACGUUAUUGGUUGGUCAGAAGCUUGAGUUUGCAGUACGUUUUCAGUGCAAGGGAGCGCAACACUGGGACAACAAUGCUGGUGCCAAUUACUGCUUUCAGUGCCUGCCUGCCACGUCGUCGACCGGAUACAUACCGAUCACCGCUGAUGAGAAUCGACGUGGCAGCUGGUCGCCGAUAUUAUACUGAUGGACAUCCGGAUCGGCUUGACAUGAUAACGGGAACACAGACUGAAUCAGUUGUCAAUAAAGAGGCUAAUUUGGCGUGAAUUCGCGGCGCGAAUACUUAACCGGUACUUCUAGACAAGUAUUCCGCAAAAUGUAAGAAACGAAACUUUCGAGAUUUAUCAUUGUUUUCUGAUGCUGAUUUCGAAGAGUUUUUGAAGAGCUUGCAUAAUGAUUAUAUCAUUAAAUUCAUGUUUGGAAACGAAGAAUUUCUCCAAGUAUACACUUUAAGUUUAGACGCUAAUAAAAAAUGCUCACAAACUAUAUCUUGGAAGAUUAAUUUGUAAAAUUAACUUUGUUCGAGUUUUAUAAUACCACGCUAAAAUCUUUUGAUCUUAGAUAGCUUACUCUCCGAAAUCUCUUCCCACGAAAGCAUUUCUAGAGAAAUCGCGAAAUAUAUUCCGCCCAUUACAAUUUCUCAAACUGUACCUGUCAAGCCGAUGGAGUUACACAAUCUUAAAAGUUAGGAAAUUUUUUCGCGCUAAAAAAAAACAUUUGGAUCGACAAUACUCGAUUCAAA
Messenger RNA from Nylanderia fulva, 3184 nucleotides. Lineage: Eukaryota; Metazoa; Arthropoda; Insecta; Hymenoptera; Formicidae. The record is from RefSeq and is a predicted model, not a curated record.